CUCAAGCCGCCGCUGCAAAAGACGUCGGCGCCGCGCGACAACGAGCCCGAUGAGCUCGAAAAGCUGAAGCGAUGGCAGGAGGAACGACUCGCGCGCAAGCUGAGGGGCGAGUACGAGUCCGCCGUCCUGCGUCUUACGGAAGUGGUGAACAGCAACCUCUCGACGCCGCUGCGCAUCGCCGCCGUGCGCGUUGAGGGCGCCCCGCACACGCGCUCGUCCUUCCUCGGCUUCCUCAUCAACCCCCUCCUCGCCCCUGCCGCUGCAGAAACUUCUACCCUCGAAUCUGUUCUGCACACCACCCGCCGCAUCAGCCAUAUUCUGCAGGACAGCGACAUCUUCAGUCACGUCGAGGCCAAAAUUGAGCCGAGCCGCGAUCCGCUCGCGACGGACCGCGACGUCGAUGUCGUCUUCAAGACGCGCGAGAAAGGCCGGUUUUAUGUCAAGACUUCCACUGAGUUCGGGAACAACGAGGGCGGCGCGAGCGCGACCGCGCGCGUGCGCAACGCCUUCGGCGGCGCCGAAUCCUUCGAGGCCAACCUCUCCCUCGGCACCAAGACGCGCCGCGCCUAUCACGCGAACCUCGCCGUCCCGCUCUCCCCCACGCUCCGCACGUGGGCGGACCUGUCCGUCUUCGGGCUCGACCGCGACAACUCGAGCUUCGCGAGCUGCACCGAGGGCGUGCGCGGUGUCCGGGCUGCAGUCAGGAGCGGGACGUUUUUCUCUGGACGGCAUGAGCUUGCAUACGAGGCCGUUUCACGACAUAUCGGGAGCCUCAUCCCCUCGGCGUCGAUAAGCAUACGCGAAGCGGCAGGGGAAACGCUGAAAUCCUCCAUCUCACACUCGUGGACGCUCGACACGCGGAACGACAAGCUCGCCGCCACGCGCGGCGUCUUCCUCAAAUUCUUCCAUGAAUUUGCAGGGCUCGGCGGGGACUCCUCGUUCUACAAGACCGAGGCGGAGGCCCAGUGCUCACGGCCGAUCCUACCCGGUGUUGCGGUAUCAGGCGCGGUGAGGGCUGGCUUGCUGUGGGGUAUCGGCCGGCCGACGUUGUUACCCGACCGGUUCCAGCUCGGCGGGCCGACCAGCGUCAGGAUGUUCAGGGCAAAUAGUAUGGGGCCCCGAGACGGUCCGGAUUCAUUGGGCGGAGACCUGUACUACUCCGCCGGCCUGAGUGUUGUCUCGGACUUACCCCGCAAACCGCACUGGCCGCUUAAACUACACGGAUUCGUCAACGCCGGAAGGCUAGACGCCCUAGACAAAACAAAAUCCCUGCAAGAAAACGUCGUCUCCUGCAUAACGAAGCCCGCAGUGUCUGUCGGCGUCGGCCUUAUAUACCGCUUCGAUCCGGUGCGGCUGGAGGUGAACUUUGGUGUCCCCCUUGUGGCGAGCAAGAGUGAUGGCUAUAGGAGGGGGUUCCAGGUUGGCAUGGGGCUGGAUUUUCUGUAG
Molecule: messenger RNA, 1446 nt
Organism: Gloeophyllum trabeum ATCC 11539
Lineage: Eukaryota; Fungi; Basidiomycota; Agaricomycetes; Gloeophyllales; Gloeophyllaceae
Exons: 8
Biological process (GO): protein insertion into mitochondrial outer membrane
Cellular component (GO): SAM complex; outer membrane
Source: RefSeq, a predicted model, not a curated record